GAAGACAUAAAUAUCUUUUCAUACAAUUUCUUCUAUAAUUAAUGAUGUAACUACUGUGGAAUCAUUAGAAUUCAUGGUGGCCGAAUUUUCGUGGUUUUCGUGGUUAGCCCUCCCCCACGAAUUUACGUCCUCCACAAAACAAGUUUUGAAAGCGUUACUAAAACUGAAAACUAACACAUCCACGAAAUUACAUCCCCACAAAUAAGCAAAAAACCAACAAUCAACGAAAAUUGGCCCCCAAGAAUUUAAUUGAUUCCACAGUAUCACUUUUUGGCCUCACGUGUCACAUAUAUCACAUAGAGCAUUUUUCAUGCAUACAGGUUUAUUUAUCAUCUUAACGAUCGAAUGCAGAAAUGAAGUGGGACAAGUCUUUUUUUUAUCGGAGGGAGAUAACUGUAUUGUUUUGUUUGUUCACGCUAUCAGACCUGCUGUCACAUGAUGAGGAUGCUGCAGGAUCUCUAGAUCCUACCUUAGAAUCUCUAGAUCCCAUUCUGCCUAUGACAACCACUCGUUCCCCCACUGUUACUACCUACAGUGGACUCGCCUCGGGUGGUAUCUUUAGUGUGGAUGAUGCCGAAGUCGACACAGAUCUGUCCUCCCUCUCUGCUAUGACAAGUUCUGAUGUCCACGGCUCUGGUCUAUUGGAGACCUCCAACCUAGCCACUCUUUCUUCUUGGGGAACGGGAACCAGCAUCUUUGGAGCAGGUGGUUCCCUGAUAAGUGACCAGGGCACCCCUGGUCUGCCCAAGGGUAGGGGCUCCGUGAGAGGAAACACUGCAGGUUUAUUGACCGUCCUCUGGUAGAAGUAGAUGAGUGAAUGUCUAGGAUCCUUUGUUGUCGUGAGAUCACUCCGUAACUCAGUCUAUUACUGCACUCUCUCAAGUCCAGUUUAUUUGUCUCAGUUUGAGUUUCAUUUUUUUGUAACUUUAGAGAAUUUCUCAGAACUUUGAUUUAGCAAUUAGAAUUCUUUGUGUUAUUGAUAUAAGGUAUUGAUAGAUUAGUGUCUUUCAGUUUCUAGCUAUCUGUUGAUUUGUUUAAAGACAAGUUUGUAUAGGCUGAUUCUGUUCUACAAAUAUAUAUACCGGUAUCUAGAAUUAAGCAGAAAAUAUGUGAUGCAUAUCGAUUAUUCGUUAUUCUUGUCUUACAGAUAUGUAGUUUUCAUUGCAGUAGUUUUGUUUCUGUGAAAAGCUGUUAGUAAUUUUGUAAGAUUUGUUCUGAAGCUGUGGUUAAAGUUGUAGUUAAAGUAUUGUAACCAAAUAUAAUGAAAACAAAUGUUUAUAUAUAUCUGUAUUAAAUUAUAUAAACCUGUACAUAGACAUCCAAGCAUUAAGAUCUCCUGUAUAAAUAAAAACAGAACAGCUAGAUAAACAAUGCAUACACAGAUUUACACCUGUUAACACUAAAAUCCUCUGUAAAAAGAAAUUCAGAACAGUUAGAUAUACAAUAUAAACACAGAUUCACAGCUAUAAACAACACUAAGGUUCAUGUAAGUAAUGAUUGUAGGCCAAAAACUGCCCAUUCUGUCAGAUAUUGUACAGGCCGAGCAAUGUCAGCGCCAAGGAUGGUACAAUAUCUGACUGAAUACAGAUUUAUACAGAUAUACAGCCUUUUAAAAUAAAAUUAUCUCUAAUCGCAUGUACUUAUAGCUGUACACAAUGAUACAAGUAGACCUAUUUUACAGCAGAUAAUAUCAAAUGUAAACAAAUAGACCAAUUUUACAGCAGAUAAUAUUUUCAACUGUAAACAAGUAGACCUAUUUUACAGCAGAUAAUAUCAAAUGUAAACAAGUAGACCAAUUUUACAGCAUUUAAAGCUGUACAUUUUUUAGUGAGAUAAUAUCUUCAACUGUAAACAAUAAGACCUAU
Molecule: messenger RNA, 1865 nt
Organism: Magallana angulata
Lineage: Eukaryota; Metazoa; Mollusca; Bivalvia; Ostreida; Ostreidae
Exons: 1
Coding region: 354-803 (149 amino acids)
Source: RefSeq, a predicted model, not a curated record